GUCACCUGCCAGUUUUGGGGUAUACAUUUUGACAAGAGAGAGCAGAAUUACAGAUGUUCUUGUUGAGAUAGUAGGUGGAACUGUUACGCAUGAAGGGGAAGAAUUGCUUGACUACUUGGAUAAUUCCCUAUUUCGACUAAUGGAUGGGGGACAUGGUAACACCAAUGCAAAUGCUUCAGGAGGAGUUCCAGCGGAUGCAAGAGAUAGAGUUUUAUUAUCAAUUAGUGUGGAUCAUGCCAGUAUAAACUCAAAUCUAUUACUUAAUGAUUUUGGGAAAAAUUCCACUUUUGGUCCCAUGACUUUGAUACCACUUCCACAUUACUCCCUUGACUUUCAAUUUAACCAAAUCUAGUCCGUGACCUUUUCCCGUUCACCACCCGUCGUCCUUCCGACCACAACUCCGACAAAUUUUAACCGGAAACCAAUUAAUGAAGGUUAGUUGCGUCAUUUAAUAGCAUUUAUAGGUUUUCUUAUCGAAAAAAUUCCACUUUUGGUCCCAUGACUAUUAUGCCACUUCCACAUUACUCCCUUGACUUUCAAUUUAACCAAAUCUAGUCCGUGACCUUUUUCCCUUCACCACCCGUCGUCUUUCCGACCACAACUCUGGCAAAUUUUAACCGGAAACUCAUUUAUGUAGAAAUAUUGGGACAUUUUAGUAAUUGUAUGUUGUUAAAACGGCUACCUACAAAAUUAACUUCAAUUAAUAUUGAGUUAAUACGCCGGCUUCCUUCAUUCUCAAAACCUGCUUCCUUAAUACGUCGGCGCCAACAAAUCCACCACCGACGCUGAUUAGUGUCAACACAGGCUCGCAGAAUCACCACCCUUUUCUACCUCUUUCGUUUAGCCACCACCAGUUAAGGAAUCACCCAGCAAAGAGGCAGCUUGCUCAAAGCUUUUAGGGUUGCAGGUUUCCAGCUUGGCUACACUGUCAUAUUUGGGUCAUAUGCUUCCUUUCUAUAUGUUUGUAUAGGGCAUCUGAUCGCACCUCUUGUUGCUCACAUCUUUUGUAAGUAUAUGGCCUUGCCCGUCAUAAAUUCUCCUCAAUCAGGGACAAUAGCAUUGGCAUUUCUAGUUGGGCUGCUGGGAUUCUACCGGCUUCUUUUCCCAUUAACCAGUCCACAACUUCAUAACAAUAGAGCAAGUAGUUGCAACUGCUGGCAUCGAUAUUGUACAUGAGACUAAAGAAGAUUGGACGGCUUGAAAGAGAUUGAUCGGCUCCAUUAUGAAAUUCAAGAUAGAUGGUACUUUCUCUUACUUCAUACAGGAUGCCAGCCACCUAUUGCCACUUCCCACCAUUUUAGAAUGAUGUGGGAGCCUUUGCGGCACUGGGGUGAUGAUGAUGAUAACAUCCUAUCUCAGUUACUAAGGUGGUAAUAAAAACCAUAAAAUACUCUAUUUAGUUGCUAGUUUUUUCGUGAAAAGUCAGAUAUAUAACCAACUAAAAUAUCAGUAGUAAAGUAUUUCGUAUUUAUUACACGGUUACACCACACAAAUGCUCAAAUUUAAACUUCCAAAGUUGGACUCUCACUAUAAAACGUAACAAUAAAUAGAAUGAACUGCCUUUGGUGAUGCUUAACUUCAGUCGCUAUUGAGGAAUUAACAACAAUUCUAUCAAAAGAGCACUAAACUAGAAUUUGGAGUCUAAUCCAGAUUUACUAUGGAGACCACCUGAUACACUUGUAAUUUCCGUAUGUAUGUUUACGUUUUUAGCUAGUUUUGGUUGUUUAGUAUUUCGGAAAUUACACACUUUUGGUGUAAUAGUUUAGUUUGUUGAAUUCUUGUAAAUUGUUUAGAUUAGGUUUAUUCUGAGCUCAAACAGGUCUACUAUCACUCAAAGGACGGUUGGUGAACCCCAAAAGUGGAAGGAAAGUGCAAAGUCACAAGACAAAAGGGAAGAUCCUGAUUUUUGGUCUAUACUCGAUCGAGUAUCUGUAUAUACUCGAUCGAGUAUCUUGUUGAAAUUUCAAAUCGGAUCCGAUCCGGGGGCAAAGGAACAUGCAAGGAAAGAUUUGGCCACGUUUUAUUGUCAUACUCGAUCGGGUACACCGACAUACCCGAUCGAGUAUACAUAUGAAUUUGAACCUGAAUUCGGUCGAGUAUAGCUCAAAAUCAUCAUUCUGCACAUACUCGAUCGAGUAUCUAUCUAUACUCGAUCGAGUACCCGAGCUGCACUCCCAAAAAGCCUAUAAAUACACCCCCUUUCCUUCACAAUAGAUUACCAAUUCCUAUAUACUCUUAAGCUCAGUUUAGAAUAGCAUUUUCUCUAUAUUUCUUUUAGCAUGUUUAGUCUCCAAAUGAGGAGCUAAACUUCCAUUUCUUGGUUUUGCUCUUGAAGCUUGAUUGAUUAUUAAAGUUGUGAGUUAUUUUCUUACUUUCUCCUCUUGAUUAUUAAUUCUUCCCUUAAUCUCAUUCUAUAUCAUUGUUGGAGGGUGGCUAAGUGACGAUUAGUUAACGUUCCAACAUUGAUUAUUACUAGAAACGUUCAAUGAACCGAUGGUUAAACGUUGAAGGUUUCACAAGUAAGUAACUUCGGUUUGUUAAUGCACGGUCGUGGUUAAUAAACUUAAGAGGGAUCAAUUUUGUUGGUUAAACCAAAACCGUUGCGUUGAGGUUAUCAAUCUCAAUUGAUUUCAUGAAGGAGUUAAAGAGAUUAAAUGCUACUAUUAUAUCGGUAUACGGCGUUGUUCUAUAUUUGAUUAAUAGUAAGGGUUAUUAAUGAACGGUCGUUGUUAAUAACUACCCUCGAUGAACUGGUUAUACUCCGCGAUUGAGUAUUCGAGAGGGGAUAAGUUAAGGAUAUAACAAUGAUCGACUAAAAUAUAUCAACAAGUGGAAAGUAGCAAGACCAAGUCCCUUUUAUUCUUGAAUUUAAUCCCAUAUAACUCGUUCAUCUUCGUGUUUAAAUUAAUUAAAUCACUCAACAAACAAGACCCCCCUUUUAUUUACUAUAUUCAUAAAAAGAAAGUUAUUCCUUUCCCUGUGGAUACGAACUCUACUACGCUAUACUACGUAUAAGUGUUGUAUUGAAUAUUAUUUUGAGUGCACCUCACGACAAGUGCACGUCACCACCAUAUUCAUAAGUGCAUCUUUUAUCCUUUUAGUUUGGAAUUUUAUGUGCUUUGUGUAUUUAUUUUAUCUUUAUACAGUUUCUUAACUUCUUUUAACUUUGACUGAAGAUGAGGCGGUUCUUUUUUUGUCAGUUUGCUUCUACUUUUUUUGUCAGUUUGCUUCUCUACUUUUUUCUUGGGUCGGAGGUUUGUCGUUACUCUGAUGAAUUCUUAUCUUUUUCAAUCUUUCUCAUGGUUAUGCUGAUACCUGGGUGCUAGUAAGCAUAUGUUGUUCGUUUUAUUUUAACCAACAUUUUUCAGUUCUGUUUUGCUGCUACUUGUGUUGUUUUAUUAACUUAUUAUAUCCAAAACUUUGAAAUCAAUUUACAGCCUCUGUGAUCAAAGAAAGAGAAGAGAUGUGAAAGCAAGUGUGCAUUUAACAGGAAAAAUGUACUGGCUGACAGUAAAAUGGAGGGUGCCAAGUAAGCUGCUUUAGAAUUCAGAAACAAACAUGAUGUCGAAAAAAUAUUGGAGCAUGGAAUUUACCAGCCAAGAAGAAAAGCAGAAAAAAGAAUUGAGCAUGAUCAGAUAUGCCAGGCCAGCCAAGAAACGUGGAGUUGAGAAAUGGAGCAUGAAAUUUACCAGCAAAACAUGCUAUUUAUAGAGUAUAGAGUUGAAAAUGUCUUCCAUCUGUUUAGUAUAUCGAAUUAGAAGAGUUUUAUAGUUAAUAUACUUUGAUGUUUUGGGUCUUUGUAUUGAGCAACUUUAGUUUACUAAAUUACGAAAGAUUUUUGAGAUUAUGGUUGUUAUCAGAUAUUAUGACUAGUAUUAUUUAUAGAAAAUCGUAUAAUAGAUGUGUGAUAUAAUA
Molecule: messenger RNA, 3915 nt
Organism: Cuscuta epithymum
Lineage: Eukaryota; Viridiplantae; Streptophyta; Magnoliopsida; Solanales; Convolvulaceae
Source: the annotation of a GenBank genome assembly